AUUUUUUUUAAACAUAAACAUCACUGGACACAGUGAAAUCCGGCCAAGAUGUCGUUCCUGGUUUCUGACGAAAGUCUCGAGUUAAUUUAGUUGAGGUUGUCGAUGCCGUCCAUUGUCAAUACUUGGGUUGUCAUAGCUUGUUUACUUUGCGUAUGUAAAGAAUAUGUAGGAAACCCAUUGUUUGAGAGAAACCAGCUACAAGCUGAGGAAUCGAAGGAAUAUCAGCAUGCGUAUCCCGUCAGGGACACAGUGGGUGCUCAAGACCAAGAAUAUAAUCAACCGUUCUUCGAAAACAAUAUCCAAAACAUUCCAAGGAGCAGAGAGAACGACACGAUUCCUCAACUGCAACAACGGCAGCACAUAAUUCAAAACGGAAAUUUAGUUUCCGACCGGAGGUUGUUCUUAAUUCAGACAAUCAAAGGGAAUUUGCAAAGAAAUUCUACUGUUGCACAAAACAUAUCAAGAGAAUCCGAUAUCGUACCAAAUCAGAAGGAAGAAACACAUUUUCUUCUUGCAGAAUUGAAUUCUACUACAAAUUCAUCAAAUGGGACUAACGUUACAACCCAUCAAAAUGUCAUUCAUAUCCAAAGAAGUAUAAGUGAUAUAGAAUUAGGACAAGAGGUCUUUGGCAGUAGAAUUGAAGUUGGUAAUCGGGAUCAAUCAUCAAACAUAAACUUUGGACAAGAUGAACAUCAAGAAAAACUCAUCCCGAUAGUAAAACGUACGAUUUUACCUUCUCCUUAUGCUGAAACACAAAACAUAUCGCUGUCACUUGGAAAUACUCAAUCCGAAGGACCAGAGAGAGGAAGAUUACCAGAGGAACCUAACCGCGAAAUUCGGAAUGGAAAUGGAACUAAUCUUCAAGAUUUACACCUGAACAAUAAUGAAAUUAAGAUAGAAAAUUAUGGCACCACAAGAAAAAUUAAUUCAUCAACAACUAUCACACCUUUAGAAACACCACAUCAAAACAUACUGUUUCCAGACAUUGAUCCUGAUUCUGGAACCGUAGUGGAACCGCACUCAAAAGAUGGACGAAAUAACAGUGACAAUGUUCUCGAAAACAGACAUAGCACAUUUGCCUUACCGACAGAAAAUGUUCCCUUAGCCACAAUACACAUUUCAGGGGAAAAUCCUGACACUGAAUAUCUGGAAAACGUUAACAAUACAGAUGAUAGGUUAAGCCAUGCAAACACAACAGUAAUGGAAGCUAUACAUACCAAGGAGAAUAAAUAUCGUACCAAAGGCAACGUCCCAGAAAUGACCCUUCCGCAGAAAGAACCCGAUCAACACGAAAUCACCGAAUCAUCAUUACAUCGACAAACUUUAACAUCAGAAUCUGGACAAUUACCAAAUGAAUAUAUCGGAGAGCCAACAAAUACAAAGAACUCACGAGAAGAAGGUUCCUAUAUAACACACUUUUCUAGAGAGCCCGUCGUUCACCAGGUUACCGAGAAAGAUUUCUCUAUGAAAUCAACAACUCAUCAAAUCUUUCCAACCGAACAAAUCUUAAACAGAAAAUCGUCUGUUAUACCAGAAGAACUACCAAUAAGGACUCGAUCUACAGUGAGUACCACCACAAACAAAGAUACAUUUCAAACAUUUCGACCAAUUUAUUCGAGUACGUAUUCUCAUCAAAGAGAAAGUAACGAGGGUACAACAUUUCCUCCGAGCGAAAUGGUACCCGAAAUGACCAUAAAGUUACCAACAGAACCAAUAAAUCCUGAGCCAACCGAACCCAUAUAUCAAAGAACUACACGGGUUAGUGCUGCAACAGAGUUUGGUCCAGUGGUCAGCGGUAAGACACAGAGUCCCGAUGAACCCGUGCCGCACGUUACUCUACACAUCCCAACAGAACCAAUGGAGUUCCUUUCUACAACUACAGUUUUGCCAAAGACAGAGUCACCAGAGCAAGUCGGAUAUAUAAGUACAUCUUCGAGUACUAAUGGAUACAUGACAGAAAAAAGUAACGAAAAAGUAACCAAAGAAAAUGUGGAGUUAACAAGUUUUUCAGCUACAAUUAUGGAGAGAGAAUCAACAUACCCAGCUAUUACAGGAGAAAGAUAUGUGGAUUUACAUACAACAGUUUCUGAAUCUAGAACCGAGUAUCACAGAAUUGACAGUACACAGCACACUGAUAACGAAGGAGUAUCGCACACUCGUUCAUCACUUGUUCAUACUGAGGCAGCUCUAAAUUCUACCACAGAGCUCUUGAAAACAGUUCAUUCUCAUAUCAUCAGCACCCAUCCUACUGUCAGUGAAGGGGUGUUAACCAAUAGAUUACCUGAGGUUCUUACUAGUAUAACUUCUGGAAGUACAGUAUCUCCUGAACGUACAGAAGCUAACUUCAAAACCUCGCCAUCUCAAAGAAUUGUCAGCAAAGAAAGUUCUAAAUCAAUUCUCUCUACGUUAAAGCUAAAAAGCACCGUAAACCCAAAUCCCUCUAAGACAACUGAAAAUAGUACAAUAUAUUCAAUGCCUGGACACAACACGUUCACAAUAAGUAAUCAGGACAGAAAUACAACCAUAGAGUCUUCAAAGAUCAGUCACACAUUUACCACUCUCAUAACUGCUCUCAAAAAUACCACUACCAUCUCAACACGUCCUUCAGUAAAUACCAUAACUACAAGACGACCAAAUCCAGCAGUUUCGCGGUCAACAACUAAAAAACAAAGAACUAAUGCCCCAACGACAAAAAAGCCUACAGAAACUCCGAAAGCAACCGAGAAACCAAGUGAUAUUUACACAACACCACUACUUGUGCCUCCCGUAUACAUUAGCAUGCAGUUCCGGAUGACAUUGAGCGAGUUCUGUUCUGGAAAAUCGACGUUCCUGAAAGACUUGACAAAAAUUAUAAGGCGGAAAAUGGAUAAGAAUUUCGAGGAAAAGCAGAUUAAGUUCAUCAAUCAGUUGUGUUACGACAAAGUCAAUGAGAACAGAAUCGAUUCUAGGCCUAAAGGGGAUAUUACUAUCGUUACAGUGGAUUUAUACGUCACUGACAUCAAAGGACAGAUAGAUGUAAAACUGACUAUCGAUUCUUCAGAAUUUCUCCGAACUGGAUUUUUAACCUCCCAGUCUCGAUAUGGUCAAAAGCUUGUGAAUGUCCAUCUUAUCAACUCUUAUGUGAACAAAAAUCAGAAAGACGAAUCGGACAAAGGUCUUAACUCCGGGAUGACCAUUUCCAUUAUCAUCGUCAUUAUCGGAGGUAUUUGCUGUGUUUGCCUGAUUAUGUUACAGAUAUUGAUGCAUAGACGACACAAUAAAGGUUCAGAGAACUUUCUCCCAGGCUCCAAUCGUUUUUCUCUGAGAAGUUUAGAUUCUAUUGCUCUUAACGCUGUUCCAAAGUCGAGGCCACACAGCGGUUUUUGGAACCCUGGUUUAGAGAACAACGAGGAGGGUACUUCGUCAUGCUCAAACCCUCUUGGAUUCAACAAUUUGUCUAACAUGACAAGAGAUAUGGUUGAAAUAUACAAAGAGUUUGACAAACUCCCUUAUGAAAUGCCAAGUCUUUCAUGUGUCCCAAUAGGAGCUGAGGAUAAAAACAGAUAUGCCAACGUUAUUCCACUAACCCACUCGCGUGUUAAGUUAAAGAAAUUGGAACACGAAGAACAUUCUGAAUACAUUAAUGCAAAUUUUGUCACAGGAUACAAUUGUGACUUACAUGCCUAUAUUGCUACACAAGCCCCACUGCCCAAUACAAUUGCAGAUUUCUGGAGAAUGGUGUGGGAGCAACAGAGUCGUGUCAUCAUAAUGAUCACUGCUGUCAACGAAAUGCAACCGCCCCGGGAUGCACACUAUAUUCCAGACACAGAGGGAAUUAAUGGACGUGUUCGAUACGGGGAUAUUGUACUUGUGCUGAAAAAGAAAGAAGUUAGACAAGAGUAUAUUAUGUCAUUGUUGGAAGUAAAAGACAUAGAAAACAAUCUUUUAAGAGAAAUUCGACAUUUUUGGUUUACAAGUUGGUCUGUGGAUUCCAUUCCAGAACCAAUAUCCGUUAUCAAACUUAUCCUAGACACACGCGUCCAUUAUGAGGAUAGUGGGGCACCAUUAAUAGUACACUGCAGUUCGGGUACAGGCAGAACUGGGACACUGAUAGCUAUUGAUAUCUGUAUGCGCUCCUACGAAAACAAGAGGGUGGUAGAUAUCCUGGGAUGUGUCUGCAACAUGCGCAAAGAGCGUGCUGGUGUGGUUCAAAACAAGGAACAAUACGCUCUCAUUUAUAAGAGUUAUUUAAAGUUCAGUCCGUCAAAGAAAAUGUCUGUCAAUUACUCCGAUGGAUUAUCUCCUUAUGAACACAAAGGAAAAUGUGGCCAAGCAGAAAAGUUUGACCCCCCAGAAGUGGUAUCAGAAAAAGUCCAACAGUUAGCUGACAUGAUAAGAUCCAGCAGACACUUGGUGGUGCACACAGGGGCAGGCAUCAGCACAGCUGCUGGAAUCCCAGACUUUCGUGGGCCCAGAGGUGUGUGGACUUUGGAGCAGAAAGGAGAAAAACCACAAGUAAGUGUGACAUUUGAUAAUGCCAGGCCAACUCUAACUCAUAUGGCACUCGUGGCUUUAGAGAGAGCAGGAAUUGUUAAGUACGUAAUUACACAGAACGUUGAUGGCUUACAUGUCAGAUCUGGAUUUCCCAGAAACAGACUGUCGGAGCUCCAUGGGAACAUGUUUGUUGAGGAAUGUAAUAAAUGUGGAACACAGUUUAUAAACAAUUCAGCUGUAGCCACCAUGGGUUUAAAACCAACAGGAAAUCCAUGCUUGUUCACCAAAACAGGAGACAGAAAGUGCAGGGGGCGUCUGAGAGACACAAUACUGGAUUGGGAGGAUUCCCUACCUGACAGAGACCUUGAGUUGGCAGACCAACAUUCAAAGAAAGCUGACUUAAAUCUUACACUUGGAACUUCUUUACAAAUUGUUCCCAGUGGAAAUCUUCCGUUAGCCUCCCGGAAGAAGGGUGGGAAGCUGGUCAUUGUGAAUCUACAGCCAACCAAGCAUGACAGCAAAGCUACAUUAAAAGUUCAUGAAUAUGUAGAUGAAGUGAUGUCACAGUUGUGCAAAUUACUUGAUAUUCCAAUCCCAGAAUUCCAGGGACCAGAAACUCUGCUGGAAUCAGUACAUACUGAUAAAGAAAAGAAAUUAAAUGUCUUAGUGAAGGAUCCACACAAUGCUGUGAUUCCUAUUGUUAAAUCUGAGGUAAAAAAGGAGGAGGAAGGGACAGAAAUAAACAGGGAACACUCAGCAGAGGUGAAAAUUAAAUUCCCUGUGCAAUGUGUGGAUUCAGAUGACAGCAAGAACAUUUUCAUUAAAGAAGUGGUUUUUGAACAUUCAACAGAAAAAUAUAGAACCAUUCCAGUUGAACAAAAUCUGAAACCCAUGUCUGAUAACGGAACAAAAAGUAAAGAAGCAUUUAAGCAGAUUUUUCAGGAGGAAACAAAACAUACUGGAAAAGACAACGUCAGUGUUUUAUCAAUGCCACAAGAAAUAUUAACAGAAUUGAGUUAUGAUAUGGAGUUAAGUUCUGAAGUUUUACGCAAAAGGAAAAUAAGUGCUGAUGUCAGCCCAGAUGGCAUUCAAAAUGAUUUGAAAAUAUCAAAGUUAAUCUGAAUUGUAAAAUUGAAAUAAUAAAUACUACAUAUAAAAAUUUCAUGUAAAAAUGUCUGGAAAAUAAAUGCCUAAUUUUUA
Molecule: messenger RNA, 5673 nt
Organism: Saccostrea echinata
Lineage: Eukaryota; Metazoa; Mollusca; Bivalvia; Ostreida; Ostreidae
Exons: 20
Coding region: 103-5595 (1830 amino acids)
Biological process (GO): protein dephosphorylation
Molecular function (GO): NAD+ binding; protein tyrosine phosphatase activity
Source: RefSeq, a predicted model, not a curated record